ACCGACAAACUAGUACGGAAUUAAAGGUACUUUCAGCCGUUGCGGUUAGUAAGCAGGAGUACUACUGGGAAAUCUACAAUCAUCUGAUUUUAUACAAGAUUGAACUUUAAAUUUUUUAUCCAGUUAAAUUCAAUAUAUAUUCGCUAACGUAAUCCCGGCGAGAUUUCUCAGCACAACACAACGAGAGACGGAAAAAGUGCAUCUCUGCCAACAUCCCGGAAUCGCUGCUGUGGUUCGAACUCGCUAACGUUAGCUAGCAUUAGCAGCGCAGACCGGGGCCCAGGUCAGUGACUUUCCUAGAUAACAGGGAAUUUAAGGUGUUCUGUUGUAGAUUUUUUAGACGUAUUCAAGCGUAAUGGCUUGCGGGGCUACUCUGAAAAGGACCAUGGACUUUGAUCCGCUAAUGAGCCAGGCUUCCCCGAAAAGGAGGAGGUGCGCCGCGAUUAUGUCUCCGGUCUCUUCACCACAGAAGUAUCUACGUAUGGAGCCCUCGCCGUUCGGGGAAGUGUCGUCCAGACUCACCACAGAGCAAAUUCUACACAACAUUAAACAAGAGUACAAGCGGCUGCAGAAACGACGACACCUGGACAGUGCUUUCCAGCAGGCAGACGGCUGCUGUCCUCUGGACCUGCAGAACGUUCACAGUGGAUCUGCCCUACCAGGUGCGUCCUCAGGUGCCUCAUCCCCCACCAGGAAAGAGCAGCCUUUAUUUUCCCUCAAACAGGUUGGAAUGAUCUGUGAAAGACUACUGAAGGAGCGUGAGGACAAAAUCCGUGAGGAGUACGACGAGAUACUGACGACGAAGCUUGCAGAGCAAUAUGAUGCUUUUGUCAAGUUCACACAUGACCAACUGAUGCGAAGGUUUGGAGAACAGCCUGCCAGCUAUGUUUCCUGAGUGUUGGCGUUGGAUAUCAGGGAAUACUAUUAGCUGCAAGCUACUCCAGGGACUGAUUGGAUCUAGUUGAACUUUUUCUCCUAGCUGUGCCAUAUCGCCUCUAUGUGGACUUACUGCCUCAGGCAUCAGUUAGUGGCAUCCACGUUUGCUGUGUCUACCAGAGUUAGGAGAGCUUCCUGCUGCCAACGUGUCCAAGGACUUUCUGUGACUCUACCAGUGGCCUCUUAACUGCCGUGUCAAUAUUUAUUUGGCUUUGUUCUGAUGCCUUCAUAAAAGGCUGACUGCCAUCACACACUUGGCCUUCUUAUUUUAUUUUAUUUUCCAGUCAGAUUUAGUUAUUUCACAGAGGGGUUGUUAGUUGUGCAGCUUCUCUUAUGUACAUUUUGAAAAAGGGAUCGGACAUUGAGGAGUGGGCAAACCAAGACCACCUCUAGACUGGACUGCAGAAACAGAUGUCUUGUUUUUUUUAACAUUGUUUUAAAUUGUACUGGUGAUUACUGCUAUUACAUUUGUAUACACUGUACUUUUUUAUUUUUUGCUUGACUUUUGUUUAUUGUACCAAGAUUUCUUGAUUUUUAUUUGCUGUAGGUAUAAAGGGGCUUUGAUUCAAGAAAAGUGAAUGAAUAAAGUGUUUAAGCAAAUGUUUGUUUGCUAUGGUUUUUCAAUUUGAGAUUACCAUUUCAGUCACUGCAGUUGCCAUCUUUUGAAGGGAUCACACAAAUUGCAAACAUUAUUAUUUACAGUGCUGAACAUAUCUGUUAAUGAGACAUGCUGCCAGUCCAGUGCUAUGAAGGUGGGUGGAAUUUCAAUUGAAUUUGUGGUGCUCAAUACAUGAAGUCAUCUUAAAUGAACUAACAUCAAAGUCUCAUUCCAGAAAUGGGGUUCUGGUGCUUGGCAUGAAUCCCAGACCUUUGUGUUAACCUUUGGCACUGUCUCUUUUUAUUUUUAUUGACUUAACCACAGAGCAGGCAAAUGACCUUGAAAUAGCCCAAACAGUGUAAAUGUUGAGAAAAUUAACCAACUUAAUAUUUUGGAAACUAUAACUAAACUAGAAAUAGUCUGACACCAACAACAGGUGGGCUUUGAUGAUGUGAAACAAAAAAGGACAGAGUCAACUAGAUUUUACAGGAGCAAGUUUCCCAGACAAGCAUAAAAAGCACUCGGCUCAAAAUUGUGAAUACGGUAAACAGAAUUUAGCUUAAAAUUUAGAUUUAAAAUAGAAAAUUGAAUAUGAAUUGUUGGUCCCUUUUUCUUCUAGUGAUAACAUACCGAGGACAUUAAUGAACUAUUGAAUUGAAGCUGUAGGGAAAUCUUUUAGAUAGUGUCCCAUGACUUUCAGGGGCUUGCGUUGCUUUUCUUUUUUUAAUGAACGGCUUUCUAUAUAUAUAUAUAUAUAUAUAUACUUCCCAUUUGCUUUUUCAGGGCCUUAAACCUCGUCAGGGUGAAUGUAUUUGUCUUAUUUCCCAUAUCUUUAACUUGUCAUAUAUGUUGUCACACACUCCAAAAGGAAUUACUUUAACACUUUGUAGCUCACAUUUGAAAACAUCGUCAGAAGUGUUCGACUAUUACGACUUGAACUCACGAAUUUCUUUGCACCAAUCAAAAUUUGGCAACGUAAGUUUUAAAACGUAAAGACGGUUGUCAGGGUUUCUUUGCUUUGGUUUUGUUACCACGGAAACGCAACUGUCAAUGAAGUCAGACCGAACGUCAUAGUCCUGAUGAAGCGGCUUGGCGGAGUUUCUGAGUUGUUAAACGCCUAAUAAACAAUAAAUGAGGAUGUUUUUUUUUCCAACAUUAA
Seriola aureovittata is the source of this 2693-nucleotide messenger RNA. RefSeq names its product akirin 2 (gene akirin2). The transcript has 5 exons. The record is from RefSeq and is a predicted model, not a curated record. Gene Ontology annotation, molecular function: transcription coregulator activity. Bases 356 to 895 code for a protein of 179 amino acids. Gene Ontology annotation, biological process: positive regulation of innate immune response; positive regulation of transcription by RNA polymerase II. Gene Ontology annotation, cellular component: chromatin; nucleus. Lineage: Eukaryota; Metazoa; Chordata; Actinopteri; Carangiformes; Carangidae.